GAGACUCAUAAUCUUAUGAGUGUUAUCUAAACCCCAAAAUGUCCACCCCUUUUAGUCCCCCAAACCACCCCACCUUCCACCCAUCCUACUCGCACAUCAGCAGCACGCCCCUUCACCCAACUAGCAAACUGAUCACGAUUGCGGGCCAGAUUGGGCGGGACUCUACUACCAACACAACCCCGUCUGAAUUUUUGGAACAGGUUGAAAUUGCGCUGAAGAAUGUGAAAACGUGUCUUGAUGCCGCGGGUGCAAAGAAAACGGAUAUUGUGAUGGUGAGGCAAUAUAUUGUGAGGAUUGAAGAGCAUGAUUAUAAGGGGCGGGUUGAGAGAUAUAUGACCUGGAUGGGAGAUCAUACACCGCCUAGUACGUUGAUUGGAGUCGCAGGGUUGGCGACGAAGGAGAUGCUUUAUGAGAUUGAGGUUAUGGCUGUUGUUAGUGGGUAGUUUGGGGAACGGUGUUUCUGGUAGAGAGCAUUGGCGUCCCAACCAGCCAUCAUUGAUAAUCACGGCUUGCUCCCCCUAUUUCUGCUUCGACAUCCGGCA
This is a messenger RNA of Hyaloscypha bicolor E, 542 nucleotides long. Its product is annotated as YjgF-like protein. The coding region runs from base 39 to 443 and encodes 134 amino acids. The record is from RefSeq and is a predicted model, not a curated record. NCBI's taxonomy places the organism in Eukaryota, Fungi, Ascomycota, Leotiomycetes, Helotiales, Hyaloscyphaceae. The transcript has 2 exons.